This is a messenger RNA of Stomoxys calcitrans (stable fly), 6809 nucleotides long. It is a transcript of the gene Gyc88E, whose product is annotated as soluble guanylate cyclase 88E. The record is from RefSeq and is a predicted model, not a curated record. Lineage: Eukaryota; Metazoa; Arthropoda; Insecta; Diptera; Muscidae. Gene Ontology annotation, molecular function: heme binding; guanylate cyclase activity; oxygen sensor activity. Gene Ontology annotation, cellular component: guanylate cyclase complex, soluble. The coding region runs from base 745 to 3897 and encodes 1050 amino acids. The transcript is spliced from 11 exons. Gene Ontology annotation, biological process: cGMP biosynthetic process; response to oxygen levels; nitric oxide-cGMP-mediated signaling.
AAUCUACCUAGUUCCUUGCGAUUAUCGUUUUGUUAAAGAGAUUUCAGGGAUCUACAUCGCUGUUUAUCAUUUAAUUUUUUCAUAAAAUUAAUGUUAUAAAUAUAUUAAAUUUGAAUAUUUUUCUGAAAACAAAAAAAUUUUGAUCUUUCCAGAUUGUACUUCUUGCCUCAAUAUUUGAAGGCUGGAUAUAAUUAUUAAAGCGGCAACACUGCUCAUUAUCACACUGAAGCAUUUCAGCAUCCACCAUUUAUUAGAGAUGACAGCAUCAUCACCAUCAGCAGCAGCAACAACAACAACAACAACUACUACAACAUCAACAUCACCAUAAUGUACCCGUUCAUGGCGAUGAGAGAUAUGCGAUAAAAAGGAAAUUAAUUAAAGGACAUAUAAGUCAAAAGACACAUUCAACCGAGCCUCCGAACAACCUCCCACCGUCUGUUGCAAAGAAAACUUUUGUUUCCGCCUACUUUGGAGGUUAUGUGAUCAACUUUCGCUUUACCACCCUCCCUACCCCACCCAAGCCUACCAUGAAUAUGUGGCCACUUUCUUUAUUAUGGCUUACAAAGAUGCUGCCUAUGGGUAAAUGGAAGUAGUAUUCACAGCUUCAGCGUAUCAUUAAAGCAGCUCCGAGGACAAAUAAGAACAAAAAGGCCAAAAGCCUUUGCUAUAUAGGCCAAGAAAGUCAGUUCAUAUCCAUCAACACCAUCGCCGUCAUCAUCAUCAUCAUCAUUGUACGUCGUCAUCAUGUACGGUCUCCUGCUGGAAAAUCUAUCGGAAUAUAUAAAAUCAGUGUAUGGCGAAGAAAAAUGGGAGGAUAUACGCCGCCAGGCGGGGGUUGAUUCGCCUUCGUUUAGUGUACAUCAAGUUUAUCCCGAGAAUUUGUUAAACAAAUUGGCUAAGAAAGCGCAAACGGUUCUUGGAGUUUCCGAACGCGAAUUCAUGGAUCAAAUGGGUGUUUAUUUUGUCAGUUUUGUUGGUCAAUAUGGCUAUGAUCGUGUUCUCUCAGUUUUGGGUAGACAUAUGCGAGAUUUUCUCAAUGGUUUGGAUAAUCUCCAUGAAUACCUAAAAUUCUCAUAUCCACGUAUGCGGGCACCAUCUUUUAUUUGCGAAAACGAAACCAAACAAGGUCUUACCCUGCAUUAUCGUUCCAAACGUCGUGGCUUUGUCUACUACACCAUGGGCCAGAUAAGAGAGGUGGCCCGUUACUUUUAUCACAAGGAAAUGCACAUUGAACUGGUGCGCGAAGAGAUACUUUUCGAUACGGUGCAUGUGACGUUCCAGUUGACAUUCGAUAAUCGAGCCUUUACCCUAGCCUCGCUGGCCAUGACACGCGAGGAGAAACAUUUGCCAAUUAGUGCCCAUGUGUUAUUCGAGAUUUUUCCAUUUUGCAUUGUUUUCGGUGCUGAUAUGGUGGUACGCAGCAUUGGCAACUCUUUAAUGGUCAUAUUACCGGAAUUGCUGGGCAAAAAAAUCACAGCAUGGUUCGAUUUAGUGCGUCCAUUGAUUGCCUUUAAAUUUCAAACGAUUUUAAAUCGUACCAAUAACAUAUUCGAAUUGGUAACGGUGGAUCCAGUGACAGACCGUCAAGAAUCUCAAAAAACCGGAGAAGUAGUUGUGCAUGAGGAUGGUUCAGAGCCGGAGAAAUCAUUGCGGUUGAAAGGUCAAAUGGUUUACAUGGACAAUUGGCGUAUGAUUAUGUUUUUGGGUACACCGGUAAUGCCUGAUCUAAAUUCGCUGAUAACGACGGGUCUCUAUAUCAAUGAUUUGUCCAUGCAUGACUUCAGCAGGGAUCUUAUGUUGGCUGGUACCCAACAAUCAGUUGAACUCAAAUUAGCCUUGGAUCAGGAGCAGCAAAAAUCCAAAAAACUUGAAGAGUCCAUGAGAAAACUAGAUGAAGAAAUGAGACGCACCGAUGAGUUGCUAUAUCAGAUGAUACCUAAACAAGUGGCCGAUCGUCUGAGAAGAGGUGAAAAUCCCAUAGAUACCUGCGAAAUGUUUGAUUGUGUUUCCAUAUUAUUUUCGGAUGUUGUUACCUUUACGGAAAUCUGCAGCCGCAUUACACCCAUGGAAGUUGUGUCUAUGCUUAAUGCCAUGUAUUCCAUAUUUGAUACUCUCACCGAGCGCAAUACCGUUUACAAAGUGGAGACAAUAGGCGAUGCCUAUAUGGUGGUGGCCGGUGCCCCUGAGAAGGAUCCCAAUCAUGCCGAGAAGGUAUGCGAUAUGGCCUUAGAUAUGGUGGAUGCCAUUAAAGAUUUGAAAGAUCCUUCAACGGGUCAACAUUUACGUAUACGAGUUGGAGUACACUCAGGUGCUGUGGUGGCAGGUAUUGUGGGUCUGAAAAUGCCCCGCUAUUGUCUGUUUGGAGAUUCAGUCAACACAGCCUCUCGCAUGGAAUCCACCAGUGCUGCCAUGAAGGUACAUGUUUCCGAGUCUACCAAAGAGUUCCUCGGUCCCAAUUAUCGUAUGACCGAAAGAGGAGAAAUCGAGGUGAAAGGUAAGGGUACCAUGAAAACCUAUUGGUUGGAUGAGCGAGAAAAUCGCAAGCCUCUGCAGCUGUCACCGGCACAAUUGCUGCCGGUAUCGGCCUUUGUUCCACCGCCCACAACACCGGCUAUGAUAAAACCUCUAUCGGCUAAGGCCAUUAUGCCAGCUCCUAGUGCUAUGUCCACCACCAAGGAGCGUCCUGUAGUGUCUGUUACGGCAGCCAAAGUUCCUAGUCCCGUGGGAGAAGCGGAUGCCAGCGGUGGAGAAGAUCGUAGUCGUAUUUAUUCCCCCGUAACCUUCAAAGAUGUGGCUCGCCGCAGCAUAGCCAAUUCACCGGUGCGUAGUCUUUAUGGCAGCGCUUCGGGGGGCUCUGGAGAAAAAGGCCGCGAAUCUCGUUCUAAUUCUACGGGCCAUGUCUUUAUGCGCUCUCCUAGCGAUGUAUUCGGCUCCUUGAUCCUAGACACUGAAGAGUUUUUGGAAGACUUACAAAUGUCUCGCAGCUCAUUGGCCAACAGUUCGCAAUGUCCCUGCAGUCCUAUACCACCAUUUCGCAUAGGCAGUGCCCCUCCCAAGCCACGUCCCAGUAAUCCUGAUCAAUUUACUCCCGAAGAAUUGGCUGCCAUGGAACAGGCCACACCACCCUCAACAGCACCGGCAAGAGAAACCUAUCAUAUGAAAAAUUCUUCUUCGACUUCCAGUUUAGCUGCAGAUAAACCAAUUAAAGUUAGUUUAACUAAUCAAACGUCCACGGCUCCCAGGACAACGAAAGAGUUGAAAGGCAACAGCAAAACAACUGUCUCUAUGUCUACGGCAUCGGGGGCUAAACCCAAAAAUGCAACAUUUACUGGUAGCCGCACAACAUCCAAAGAAUCCAUAUCAAUGAGCUCCCCUCCACCCAUACGCUCCAUGUCGGCACCAUUGCCAAUGUCAAAGGCAGCACGCAAAGCUUUCCUGGCCGCCAAACAAACGAAAGCCUUAGAGAAAUUAGACAAAAUGAUUGAAGAGGUGCAAGAGAAUGAGGCGCAAAUGAAGGGCUCUCAAAGUACACGACUAAAUGAGGUAUUUGGUGAUCGUGUGGCACCACAGGGUGGCAAUAGUUCUCUAAUGGAUAUGGGAGGGGGAGGUUGCCCUCUGUUUUUACCACCACCACCCAGACAUAUGGCCAAUUCAAUAUCGGACUCUAAUAUAUGUAGUCAUGGUCACAGUCAUGGCCAUGCUCCCACCAUACAUCAUGCACCAUGCCAUCAUGUCCACGAGCCCUCCUCAACGAAAUUGACCACAAGUCACAGUUUUAGUCAUGCUCGCCAUUCGGCUGCCAUUCAUCCUUGCUGUACGGGUGCAGCCUAUGCUGGCCACUCUGGCAAUGGACGUCAUUCACAUCGCAUGCACUCAAAUGCCUGUCAAAUACUCUAAAUGAAACGCGGCACAUACAUAAGCAGCUUUCUUUUUCAAAUCAAAGGACAAAUGAUAGAUGGCACCACAAAAACACACGCACACAUACUCACAAACACAAUUACUCACUCUCUCACACACACACACACAAGCGCAAAAGAAAAGCAAUGGUUUUCACUAGACAAACAAAAGUGGCUUUAGGUAAAACAAAACAAAAAAUUAACACUCUCUCUUGAAAGUUAUAAAUCAAAGGAUAUUUUAAGGAUAUUAUACGAACGCUUUAAGUAUUUUAGGAUUUGUCUGUAUGUAUGUAUGUAUUUAAAAGCUAGCAUAAAAGUUAAGUCAAAUUACUACAGAAAAAACCAAGCAGAAAACCACCAAAACCUUUUAAAUCACAUAAAGUUAGUACUUCUAUUUGUACUACCUUCAAACACGUGUACCUUUAGAACACUGAAAUGUCACAAAUGAUAACUGGAUGUACUGCAUUAGGUAAUGGUGUAGCUAUUAGAGGGCAUCGGCGGUAAUACCAACUUAACACUUGCGGAAUUUAUCAGCCACCUCGGUACAUAUAACGUCAAGUUCCCCCAUUUUCCAUUUUACUUCCUCCUUCAUGGAGCCAGAUUGGGGUUGAGAUCUUUCGACUCAAUUAGAAAGGUGAGGAACCGCCCAACAGUACUGCAAUGGACUGAGAGCGGUAUCACAAAGCUUAUGCAAUGUAAUUAUUAAAGCCGUUAUAAUACGAAGAAUGACUUUUGAUAAGAAUUUUUAGUUAAUAGCCGACAAACUGGCAAAACCACUUACUUUUCGUCACUUCGUUCGCCAACUUAAAGAAAUCUGAUGAUUGCUAUGGCAGUAAAAGCCGAAACAGAAUGAGCGCUUUGGACUCAAAACAUUUAGAAAAAGCUUAAAAAAUUUCAACUUUGACGCUUGAAAGCGACCGUCAUUGUUGUUACUUUCGGAAUCGGAAAACAAAUAACUUUAAAUGCAAAUAUAUCCACAAAACAUGUAACCGCCAAUCAUGACUUAGCAACGUUUCAUUCAUAAAGUAGUCUUCUUGACCCAUUUACUCUAUUUGAAUACAAACAAGUAAAUAUUCAGCAUCUCUGAUAUGUAUUUUAACCACAUUUUCACUAAAUCUUCUGAAAAUUUACCAUUUAUGAACCAGAAGCAGCUACGAGUUUCUCGAAAUAUGGUCAGAUCUAGACCAAGCCCAGUACGGAUGUCGUGGCGUCCCACGCAAUUCACUUUACAAAAUUUCAUCAAAAUUAUGUAAAAAAAGGCCUUAUAUGGGUUCAAAACAAUAAAUUGGGAGAUAAGUUCAAUACGCUUCACUUGGAGACCUUAGGUCCAUUGUGCUGACAACUGUCCAUUAGGUCCAAAAAAAAUUAAAAAAUUUUUUGGCAGUCGAUCCUGUCAGCCAAUUAAGGCCUGUAGGGAAUCCAGGCUCGGAAAGAGGUGUUCACCCAUUAUCCUCGUCAUCGUACAUUCUCUAGAAGUCUGCCUCUCCUGGCCUGAUGUUGCAAUGACCAAUCAGGACUCCCGUUAGCAGUCAUAUGACCUGCUUUCUCAGCCCCAAGAUAAACGACGUUCUGUUUUGCGAAAUAUUCGCCCACAGGGCCUUUGAAACCCUAUAACCUGCAGCACUAGACUACGCCUUGUUCGCGCAACCAUCGUAGAAGGCCUCCACUCUACCAAGAAUCUCGCACAGUGGAGAUCUCACUACUUCCAUAGCAAAAUCUGUGUCAAUCAGCGACCGAUUCCUGAACAGGCCGUCUUCCACUUCAUUCCCCGCCGCACCUUGAUGGCCUGGGACCCAGCAAAGUCUUUUUGCCUUUCCCAUGAUUCGAAGAAGCCUCAUCAUUUUCUAACCAGUUUCGAACUCACGCGGCCCAACGACAGAGCCAUCAGCGACGCCUGACUGUCCUUGUAUAUAGUGAUGGUUUGAUCGGGCCGCCGCUCCAGCAACAACAUCGUCUACAGUGCCUUCAGAUUCGCGAAGAUUUCCGCCUGAAAGACGCUGCACGCAUAAAGAAGUCUUUAAUUAUUCCUGAUUCUGCCGAUUUAGACCCUUCUGUGUCCGCAGAGGGUCCCGGGAAGGGCGGGAUUGCUUUUCGAGAAAAUGACUUCCAAACAAGGAUUGACUCCACCGCCGUAUGGCACCACGCGCCAACACCAUCCCCCUGUCGAACAGAAGUAUGGCUUUAGUUAGAGGAGCGCCAUGUACCUGACUCCCUCAGUCUGAUGGCCAUCUUUGUUGCCACAAACCCAACAUAUAGGUGUAAAGGCAUAAGAUCAAUAAUGGCUUCGUUCCAGAGAUUAGCAGUCGCCUUUUGACCCUUUCUUCGACUUUUCUUCUCCAGCUUAGUUUCCGGUCAAGCAUCACAUCCAAGUACUUGACCUCCGAAGAGAGCGGUAGCUCCACCCCAUCCAGGACAGAUCCUUAAAGAAAACCAGCUUCUUUCUUUCGGCCAUCCCGACAGGGAGUUUUGCUCCCUGAACGAGGUCCAUAAUAGUAUAGAGGAAACGGCCAACCACGAUGAUGACGACGUUGUCCGCUUAGGCAACGCCCUUCACUCUCUCCCUCUCGAAAGAUAUCAGAAUCCAAUUGAUCGCCAAAAGCCACAAUAGAGGAGAUAAAACUCCUCCUUGCAGAGUUCCUCUGGUCACAAUCUUCCUUAUCGAGCUAUCUGCUAGUGAUGCGUUGAUAAUCUGGUCAUUCAGCAUCGCAUUAACUCAAUUUACCAUAAGAGGGGCACCUUCAUGCCCACCAUGUAUGGACUCCAACUUUACUUUAUUAAAAGGCAUAGAAGAAGGCCGCAAAAGUGAAGUUGUCCCCCCAGUCUUGCAGUGUAAGAAGGAGAUUAAUGACUUCUCUGAGGAUGGCAAAAUCCGCAUCGUAUGGGUGCCGGGCCAUAACGGAGUAAGGGAAAAUG